This is a messenger RNA of Arachis duranensis, 806 nucleotides long. RefSeq lists its product as uncharacterized. NCBI's taxonomy places the organism in Eukaryota, Viridiplantae, Streptophyta, Magnoliopsida, Fabales, Fabaceae. The record is from RefSeq and is a predicted model, not a curated record. The transcript has 3 exons. The coding region runs from base 141 to 650 and encodes 169 amino acids.
CGUCACUACUCUCUCUCUCUCUACUCCUUUUUAUGCUGCUGACUGUCCCCUCUCUUUUCCUCUUUCUUUUUUCUCUCUCUAAACAUACACAACACUAAAUUAAAGUGAGAGCACUGCUUCUGGCAUGAACUUACAGGUUCAUGGGAUUUUCAUGCGCGGAUCAUUUCAUUCUUGAUGAAAAGGAGGGAGAUGAGAAUGGGAGCAGUGCAAUAACUCAACAAGGUCAAGGAAGGGCCUUCAUAAUGGAAGUGCAUCAUCAUCAUCAGCAUAGUAAUAAUGACAACAACACAGAUUUCUUUCCAGUGGAACACCCCAUGGAGCCUACAGAUGAAGAUCGUCCAGUCAAAUGCCCAAUGCCCGAGUCAUCCGUUAUCAAUAACAACGAUGGUGGCGUGCAUGAUAAAAGACAUGCAGAAAGCUUAAGGAAGAGAGUAGAGAUAUCUGAAGCCACAGUGGAAGGAGGAAGAGUGGCUACCAUGGAUACAGAGCCUCGUGCUCGAGGAGUCCGAAAGAGGCACCACACCCUCACACAUGGAGGAGACCUUGUAAUGACUCCAUUAAUCAGAAUGCCAACACCUCCUCCCCUCCCCUCACACCAGAAUAUUGCCAUCUUUGAAAUGCUUCAGCAGUUGGACAAAUUUGAGCCUUAAUUUUUUUUUUAUAAAUUUUAAGGGAAGAUAGAAAGAGGAAGUUCCAUCACAACAUUCUAUGUAAUCAUAAUGCAUUUUGAUUUCAUGUUGGUUUAGCACAUCUUCAAUCAAAUAGAACAAGAGGAGAAGCAUAGUUACCGCAUACUACUCAUUAUA